Messenger RNA from Coffea eugenioides, 1790 nucleotides. Its product is annotated as amino acid transporter AVT6C-like. The coding region runs from base 282 to 1601 and encodes 439 amino acids. The record is from RefSeq and is a predicted model, not a curated record. The transcript is spliced from 5 exons. NCBI's taxonomy places the organism in Eukaryota, Viridiplantae, Streptophyta, Magnoliopsida, Gentianales, Rubiaceae. Gene Ontology annotation, molecular function: amino acid transmembrane transporter activity. Gene Ontology annotation, biological process: amino acid transmembrane transport.
AAUUUCCUUUUCCCCUUUCGGUGCAAUAUAAGACAAUUCGAAUUUCAUCUCAUGUCCAAAGAAAAGAAUUUCUGUAAUAUAAUAUCGUUUCACCCACCUGCCGAAAUUUUGACUCUGCUGCUUUAGAAAGGUCACGUUGGUCAAUGCACGAACUGGUCCAUAAAUUUUGAAACAUUCAUGAUUCAUGAAGUAGAAGGCAAGAAAGAGCAACAGCUGACAAACAUCAGGCGCAAAUAUAAAGCAUAUCCAAAGCCCGAGUCCCAACCAACUUCCAGCGAGGCAUGAUGGCUCCGGCAGUAAAGGAUGACGCCGGAGCACGCGUUCCUCUGUUGCCGGACCUCGACUCGCCACCGGAGAAAGGACCAUCGAUUCCCGGAGCUGUGUUCAAUGUCUCCACGAGUAUUAUUGGUGCAGGGAUUAUGUCCAUCCCUGCGACCCUUAAAGUCUUAGGCGUUGUACCAGCUUUUGUGAUGAUAGUGGUGAUCGGGGUGAUAGUAGAUAUAUCGGUCGAGUUCUUGUUAAGGUUUACGUACAACGGCGAGUCUAGGACGUAUGCCGGAUUAAUGUAUGAAUCUUUUGGUCGGGUUGGUUCCGUGGCGGUUCAAAUUUGUGUCAUGCUCACCAAUCUUGGUUGCUUGAUCAUUUAUCUAAUAAUCAUCGGAGAUGUCCUCUCUGGGAAAGGGGCAGAGCACUUGGGUGUUUUACAAGAAUGGUUUGGCGUCCACUGGUGGAAUGCGCGUGCGGUUGCAAUCCUCUUCAUAGUUUUGUUUGUCAUGCUACCGCUAGUCUUGUAUCGCAGAGUAGAAUCUUUAUGGCUUAGUUCAGCCGUAUCCGUAUUUCUAGCAGUUGUAUUCGUUGGAAUAUGCUCAGUGAUGGCAAUAUAUGCACUUGCGCGUGGAGAAACUAGGAGUAUAAGGGUAGUACCAGAGCUUGAUAAUGGAGCGUCCUUCUUCAACCUUUUCACAGCUUUUCCUGUUAUCAUUACAGCCUUUACAUUUCACUUCAAUGUUCAUCCUAUUGGAGUUGAGCUUGGUAAACCUGCUGCUAUGAUCUCGGCCGUCAGAAUCUCAUUAGUACUCUGUGGUGCUCUCUACUUCACCAUUGGCAUUUUCGGGUACCUCCUUUUUGGGGAUUCGGUCAUGGAUGACAUACUGGUGAAUUUUGAUCAGGGUUCUGGUUCAACAAUUAGCUCAUUACUCAAUGACAUAGUUAGACUAAGCUAUGCACUCCAUUUGAUGCUGGUGUUUCCACUUGUCAACUUCUCUUUGAGGGCCAACAUCGAUGAACUUCUGUUCCCUAAGAGGGCUGUUUUGGCAACAGAUAACAAGAGAUUUGUCAUUCUUACUCUAGUCUUGUUAGGCUUCUCCUACGUUGCAGCAAUAGCCAUUCCCAGUAUAUGGUACUUCUUUCAGUUCAUGGGAUCAACUUCUGCUGUCUGCCUUGCCUUCAUCUUCCCAGGCGUAAUUGCUUUAAGAGAUAUCCACGGCAUUUCAACAAGAAGGGACAGAAUAAUAGCAGCAGCAAUGGUCAUUCUAGCUGUUGUGACAAGCACCAUAGCUAUUUCUACGAAUAUAUACAAGUUAGUUGGAAACAAGUCAUAGGUCUUUCUCUUUUUCAGCUUUGUUGUGGUUGAGUUGUAUGUUUUCCUGUAUAAUAGCAAAUGUGGAUUGUAUUGUUUCUAUCAGGUGGACUUUUGUUCAAGAGCUUUCAACCUGAGCGUUGAGAACAUGACUCACUAACACUUCGCUAACUUCUUGAAUCAAUUAUUACUAACACAGCACACUUUUUAA